GCUGAGGAGCACAGCAGCCUCCCUCCCUUCUCCACUCCUUGUAACUGAAGCUCGCUCGUUCCACGAGGAGCAGCCCUCGCCGAUGAUCGCGGAGCGAGCGGCACCCAGGAAAGCACUUUCACCACGGACCCCACCUCCGGAGCACCGGCGACGCGUCCGCUGAGUCACCUGCGGUCGGUGCCCCCGCUGCACGGGCCUCAUGUCUGCCACCAUGGAUACUGAAUCAACCUAUUCGGGAUAUUCCCACUACUCAGGUCACUCCAAAAAAGCCCACAGACAAGGGAGCCGGGACAGGCACAAAUCGCCGCGAAGCAAGGAUGGCAGCCGCUCCGAGAAGUCCGUCACUAUCCAGGCGCCGCCUGCGGAACCACUGCUGGGGAAUGAUGCCUCUCGGACAGAGGAGGGCCAGGAUGACAACUGGGGUGAGACCACAACAGCCAUCACAGGCACCUCUGAGCACAGCAUUUCCCAGGAGGACAUUGCCAGGAUCAGCAAAGAUCUGGAGGACAGCGUUGGCUUGGACUGCAAACGUUACCUGGGCUUAACUGUGGCCUCUGUUCUUGGACUCCUCGUCUUCCUCACGCCCGUCGUCUUCAUUCUCUUGCCCCAGAUCCUGUGGCGGGAUGCCCUGGAGCCCUGUGGCACUGUGUGUGAGGGGCUCUUCAUCUCUGUGGCGUUUAAACUCCUCAUUCUCCUCAUUGGGACCUGGGCUCUGUUCUUCCGCCAGCCCAGGGCGGAUAUACCCAGGGUGUUUGUGUUCCGGGCCCUCUUGCUGGUCCUCAUAUUCCUGUUUGUGUUCUCCUACUGGCUCUUCUACGGUGUUCGCAUUUUGGACUCGAAGGACACCAACUACCAAGGGAUAGUGCAGUACGCGGUGUCUCUGGUGGAUGCCCUGCUCUUCAUCCACUACCUGGCCAUCGUGCUGCUCGAGCUCCGGCAGCUGCAGCCCGUGUUUGCUGUCAAGGUGGUUCGGUCGACAGACGGAGAAUCGCGGUAUUACAGCCUGGGACACCUGAGCAUCCAGCGGGCUGCACUGGUCGUUCUGGAAAACUACUACAGAGAUUUUACAGUCUACAACCCAAGCUUGUUAACAGCCUCCAAAUCCCGUGCAGCCAAGCACAUGGCUGGCCUGAAAGUCUACAAUGUUGAUGGGCCGGGUAACAACGCGUCGGGGCAGUCGCGGGCCAUGAUCGCGGCCGCUGCGCGCCGCAGGGACUCCAGUCACAACGAGCUCUACUACGAAGAGGCCGACCACGAGCGCCGCGUCAAAAAGCGGCGCGCACGGCUGGUGGUUGCAGUAGAGGAGGCUUUCACUCAUAUCAAACGUCUCCAGGCAGAGGAAGAGCAGAAAGCUCCGGGAGAGAUGAUGGAUCCCCGCGAGGCGGCGCAGGCCAUCUUCCCCUCGAUGGCGAGAGCUCUGCAGAAGUACCUCCGCACCACCCGGCAGCAGCAGUACCACAGCAUGGAGAGCAUCUUGCAACACUUGGCCUUCUGCAUCACCAAUAACAUGACACCAAAGGCAUUCCUGGAGCGUUACCUCAGCGCAGGCCCAACCCUCCAGUACGACAGGGAUCGCUGGUUUUCCAAGCAGUGGACGCUUGUUAGCGAGGAAGCGGUCACAAGCGGGCUGCAAGAUGGAGUUGUUUUUGUCCUCAAGUGCUUGGACUUCAGCCUUGUGGUUAAUGUGAAGAAAAUCCCCUUCAUCAAACUCUCAGAAGAGUUCAUAGACCCUAAAUCUCAUAAAUUCGUCCUUCGCUUACAGUCCGAGACUUCAGUUUAAAGGGUUUUGAGGGUGGGUUUUUUGGGGAUUUUC
Messenger RNA from Nothoprocta perdicaria, 1813 nucleotides. It is a transcript of the gene VANGL1, whose product is annotated as VANGL planar cell polarity protein 1. Gene Ontology annotation, biological process: multicellular organism development. The transcript has 7 exons. The record is from RefSeq and is a predicted model, not a curated record. The coding region runs from base 200 to 1780 and encodes 526 amino acids. Gene Ontology annotation, cellular component: plasma membrane. NCBI's taxonomy places the organism in Eukaryota, Metazoa, Chordata, Aves, Tinamiformes, Tinamidae.